GCCGCUCUAGCGACCGGCCACUGCUGGUUCAGGUACUGUCGGAUACUUGGUGGGGACCUCUCGCUCACCGGUGACGUGGGGUAGCACAUCCAGGGACCGAUUUUACGCCAUCUUGAUAGCGCCUCAUUCCUCAUUAUCACCUGUAACGUACACCUACAUCUCACACGCGCAAAAACACCAGCAUCUCAUCGUUUCACAUCACACAGAACCGCGCCAUGGCAUCAGAAUCACCCGCCCAGCCAGCAUCUUUACCGCCACUGGCCUCGGGCAUCCCCAACCUCAAAGACAGAAUCCCAAAGCUCGAGCCGCGCAGAAGGAGACCCGGCCCCGCCAACGCAACGCCUGUUCCUCAGACCCCAGCACUGCCCUCGCCACCGGACUUGACGGGCUGGAGCUUCAAGAUUCCAAGCAGGCGCAUUCUUUCACGGAGCGACCACGACUUAUUCUUAGCUUCCCCAACGUAUAAACUCAUCGCCGCAUGGGUCUUUGGCCUGUCAGAAUCGGUGGUGGAUACGCCCAAAUCCGUUAUCAAAGACGACUCCCUGAGUGAAGGGGUCAAGGCAAUCUUAAGCAUUUUGGACCAAGCAGAAGCUUUCGUCUCUCAAUCUCCUCCAAACGAGCAAGGCGGCUCUCGCUUCGGCAACAAAGCGUUCAGGGGCUUCCUCGAUCUUGUCAGUGAAAAUGUCCCAGCGUGGCAUGAAAGCCUUGGCAUACACAAGGCCGAGGCUACCGCUGAGGCGUCUGCCUACUUUCUCCAGUCAUUCGGCAACCGAAACCGUAUCGACUAUGGAUCGGGGCACGAGCUCAACUUCAUGAUGUGGCUAUUGUGCCUGUACCAGCUCGGCAUCCUACAGCGGUCUGAUUUUCAGGCCUUGGUCCUGCGAGUCUUCGUUCGAUACCUCUCUCUAAUGCGCGUCAUCCAAAUGGCAUAUUACUUGGAGCCGGCCGGCUCCCAUGGAGUUUGGGGACUCGAUGACUACCAGUUCCUGCCUUUCCUCUUCGGCGCCUCUCAGCUUCUGCAUCACCCGUACAUCACCCCUCGCGCCAUCCACCAGGAUCUCACAGUCGAAGAAUUCGGUGAUGACUACUUGUAUCUCGGCCAAGUCAAUUUCGUCAACAGCACCAAGACAGUCAAAGGCCUACGAUGGCACAGCCCCAUGCUGGACGACAUCUCUUCCUCCAAGUCAUGGUCCAAAAUCGACGGAGGCAUGCGCCGCAUGUUCGUCGCCGAAGUGCUCGGAAAACUACCAGUCAUGCAGCAUUUCCUGUUUGGAUCCCUCAUCCCUGCCGCAGAAGGCAUGAGCGAAGAAGAUCCGUCUGCUGCUAAUGAGGACAGCGGUGAGGAUCACUCCAACCACGUUCAUACCGGCCAGGCUCACGAUGGCACGGGUUGGGGCGAUUGCUGCGGCAUCAAAGUGCCCAGCAGCAUCGCAGCUGCUCAGGAGAUGAAGAAAGGGCAUGUGGAAUCGCUUCGUAGAAUCCCUUUUGACUAAUGGCAAACAAUCAACUAACUGAUGUCCUUGUCACUUAAUUAGAGUAAUAUAGGAAUAUCGAGAAGAGACUUUUGAAUUGCCAACAUGCAC
Molecule: messenger RNA, 1583 nt
Organism: Trichoderma asperellum CBS 433.97
Lineage: Eukaryota; Fungi; Ascomycota; Sordariomycetes; Hypocreales; Hypocreaceae
Gene: RRD2
Product: Serine/threonine-protein phosphatase 2A activator 2
Biological process (GO): mitotic spindle organization
Cellular component (GO): cytoplasm; nucleus; protein phosphatase type 2A complex
Molecular function (GO): peptidyl-prolyl cis-trans isomerase activity; protein tyrosine phosphatase activator activity
Source: RefSeq, a predicted model, not a curated record